AUGUUUAGGUUGGCAGCACAGAGGGGAAUAGCGAACAAAUUUGCUGGCUCUUCAAGAGCUUUGAGAGCUUCUUCACUGUAUGCUCGUUGCCGGUGCUCAACAUGGAAGCCAACGUCUGGCCCUUCUCUGCCUUCGGCUGCCAACUGGGGUAACCGACGCGGUUAUGCUGAAGCCGCAGGUAAAUUCUCCCGCGUAAAGCCCCACAUGAACAUCGGCACCAUUGGUCACGUCGACCAUGGUAAAACAACGUUGACUGCUGCUAUCACCAGAGUUCUCUCCGACAAAGGUGCAGCAAAGUUCACGGACUACUCGCAGAUUGACAAGGCACCUGAGGAGAAAGCUCGCGGUAUCACUAUCAACUCUGCGCAUGUCGAGUAUGAAUCUGAAGGACGCCACUACGGCCACAUUGACUGUCCUGGUCACGCUGACUACAUCAAGAACAUGAUUACUGGUGCCGCGCAAAUGGACGGAGCCAUCAUUGUUGUAUCGGCAACGGAUGGCCAGAUGCCUCAGACCCGUGAACAUCUACUUCUCGCUCGCCAAGUCGGCAUCAAAAAGCUGGUCGUCUUUAUCAACAAGGUUGACAUGAUUUCAGACCCAGAGAUGCUCGAGCUUGUUGACAUGGAGAUGCGUGAUCUGCUGUCAACUUAUAACUUCGACGGUGAAAACACUCCCAUCAUCAUGGGUUCAGCAUUGGCCGCUUUGGAAGGUCGGGACGACAGCCUAGGGAAGGAGAAGAUUCUGAGUCUUAUCCAGGCCUGUGAUGAGUGGCUCGACGUUCCCCCUCGUGACCUUGAGAAGCCUUUCUUGAUGCCUGUCGAAGAUGUGUUCUCGAUUUCUGGUCGUGGCACUGUCGCCACUGGACGAGUUGAGCGCGGUAUUGCACUUAAGGGUGCUGAGGUAGAGGUCGUCGGCCUUGGCAACUCUUUCAAAACUACAUUGACUGGUAUCGAGAUGUUCCACAAGGAACUUGACCGAGGUGAAGCUGGUGACAACAUGGGUUGUCUGCUACGUGGUGUCAAGCGGGAACAAGUCCGCCGUGGCCAGGUUAUCAUUGCCCCAGGCUCGAUGAAGGCUGUCAAGAAAUUCCAGGCUCAAAUUUAUGUUCUCACUAAAGACGAAGGUGGUCGCUACACCCCGUUCAUGAGCAACUACCGUCCUCAGCUUUUCCUCCGGACUGCUGACAUCACCGUUGCUCUCACCUUUGCCGAGGAUACUCCUGACGCCGAGGAGAAAAUGGUCAUGCCCGGAGAUAACGUGGAGAUGGUUUGCGAGUUGGUCCACGAUGUUGCCGCCGAGGCUGGUUCCCGCUUCACUCUUCGUGAAGGUGGCAAGACGAUCGGCACUGGUAUCGUUACGAAGAUUUUGGAGUAUGCAUGA
Molecule: messenger RNA, 1380 nt
Organism: Suillus clintonianus
Lineage: Eukaryota; Fungi; Basidiomycota; Agaricomycetes; Boletales; Suillaceae
Product: translation elongation factor Tu
Exons: 12
Coding region: 1-1380 (459 amino acids)
Biological process (GO): mitochondrial translational elongation
Cellular component (GO): mitochondrion
Molecular function (GO): GTPase activity; GTP binding; translation elongation factor activity
Source: RefSeq, a predicted model, not a curated record